This is a messenger RNA of Coffea arabica (coffee), 1579 nucleotides long. The record is from RefSeq and is a predicted model, not a curated record. Lineage: Eukaryota; Viridiplantae; Streptophyta; Magnoliopsida; Gentianales; Rubiaceae.
CAGCUAAAGCUAUGCAUUCUUGCCCGGAUUUUCUGCUCACACUCAUGGUUAGUGAUGUGUUUAGUUUUUGCAUCCCUUUUUUCUAUUAUUGUUUAUAGCACGAUAGUCUAUCUUCCCUCUUACAUGAUUGUGUGUUUGCCAGUUGCUUUGGUUAGUUCUUAUUUUCUGCUCUGUUUCUUCGAAGCGUCUUCUUCGUUUUGCUCUUGUUGACACAGAUUCGUCAAGUGAGCUUUUUCUUUUAGUGAACUAUUUUGUCUAUAAUCCUGUUUAUUCCAAUAUGUUUUUUGGUCCGUCAUUCAUCGACUAAUUCAGGUUUACUUUCUCUGUUUAUGGGUGUUUUCUAUUUUGCCGUUGCAUUAAGCUUUCUUCAUAUGUGGUUGCUGUAACGAGCUUUUUUUUCUUUGUCAUCUUGUGUUAUAUAUUUGGAGCCUGUAUUGAUUCAGAUUUCCAGUUGAUCUCAUCUCAAGCGAACUCUUAGGCAGACAGACACCCAAAAAUACUCCAACUUUCACUAAUGGCGACUAUCCGAAUGAUUGAUAUAGCAGUCAAUCUCACUGAUGGUAUGUUCAAAGGAAUAUACAACGGCAAGAAAUACCAUGUGGCAGAUAUUGUUGCAGUACUCAGCAGGGCUUGGAGUGCCGGUGUUGAUCGAAUUAUUGUUACUGGUGGAUUUCUAGAGGAAUCAAAAGAAGCUCUUGCUAUUGCUGAAACUGAUGCAAGACUUUUUUGCAUGGUUGAUGUGCACCCAACAAGAUGCAAAGAAUUUGAUGAGAGUGGGGAUCCCGAAAAGCAUUUUCAGUCUCUUCUCUCAUUGACUAAAGAGGGGGUUGAGAAAGGAAAGCAAUUGGUGAAUGUGGACUGGACUAUGACAGGCUUCAUUGCUAAAAGAAUCCAAUGCCAGAUGAUUUGGGGAAGCGUAGGGGAAUCCAAUGCCAUAAACAAUGCUAAAAGAAUUGGCUUUGAUGAGAAGAUAAUUAACUGUGCCCAAGCAUGGAUAAACAAGUUGACCUCACAGAAGGUACAGAUGCAGAAAGAUUUGCUGCACCAGUAACUAAUGGAAGAAAGAAGUAGAUUAGAAAUUCAAGCAAAUAAAGCUGCAUCUCUUCACUCGGAUAUUAUGAGCAUUUAUUAUGAGAUAAUAAAUGCGGCAGAUGACUUUGAAGGGCGUGAGACAGCUCUUGAGACCAAGGAGAGCCAACAGAUCCAACAGGAAUUGAAGGCUGUGAAGAGGGAAAUUUAAGAUAUAGUGCAUGAAUUUGAGAACCAACUUAAAAAUGCUGAUGCAGAUAAGUACAAUCUGCUGCUGAAGAAAGCAGAGUCUGCAAUUGCAUCCCUUGUUGAAGCUCAUCAGCCUACUGAUGGUCUUUCUAUUGGGAAUACGGACAGUAGGUUGUAUGUACCACAGCCUGGUGAGCAAAUAUAUGUCAAGGGAUUUGGGAAAAAGUUGGCUACUGUAAUUGAAGCACCUGGAGAUGAUGACAUGGUCCUUCUCCAACAUGGAAAAGUCUGAGUACAUGUGAAUAAACACAGUGUAGGAGCUCUUGCAAAUACUGGUAUUAGUGGUGGAACAGCUUCUAAU